CAACCCUAUGCUUAACUUAAUUGGAAUAAUGAGUGAAGUGGAAGUUAGUAAUGUAUGCAAAUCCCGAUUGCCCCAUGUCUAUAGAGCAUGCUGCACAAGUGGUGUAAUGUGAAGCCAGUUUGUUUGAGAACCAUCAAGCCCUAACCUUGUGGUUGUUCGUGUGCAGGCAGUCAAUGUGUUGCAUGGCCCCUAAGCGAUUAUUUACAUCAUAGUCGAGUGCUGUUAAGCAACAAACAAUCUCAAAUUUCUGAAUAACACAAAACUGGCCAUCCGGCAAGAAAACGGGCACUCAGUGAUAUCUAUGCUAUUUUCCCCACGAGCGGCAGUAGAUAUUCAAGAUGGAGAAGAACUGCGUGAGUGUCAACGACAAGACUGAGUCUGGAGGACGUCGACGACGGUGUUUCAACAACAUCCUCUGGUUUACUGCCGUAUUUAGUGUGUCGUCACUGGUGCUGGAAUCAGUCAAGUCCUACACAUCAUCACAGAUCACAGCACUGGAGAAACAGUUUGGACUCAGCAGUACAAAAAGUGGCCUCCUAAUGAGCUGCAACGAAAUCGGUUAUCUUGUAGCUAUUUUCUUCUUCAGCCAUUUUGGGGGAAACCGCUUUAUACCUAGGAUCCUGUCCUGUACAGUGGCUUUGUUUGGUUUUGCUUGCUCAAUGUCGGGCCUCUUACACGUCAUGGAUCCUGUAUCGCUCCCUUCUUUAGAUGAUCUUGCCUCCAACUAUUCCUCUCCACAAGGUGCCAGAUUGUGUCAGGAUUCCGUACAGGAACAUGAGCGGUGUCCAGCCACGAAGGACCAAGCGACUGACAACGGACGUUGGGUGUACAGUGUGCUUGCCGUGCUUAUGGUGUUACAAGGAGUGGGUAAAUCCCCACGGUUUUCCCUGGGUUUACCGUACGUUGAAAAUAAUUCCCGCGACAAACAGCAGUCGAGUUUACUGACAGGCAUCAUUAUGGCGAUAGCUUUCCUUGGACCAGCUGUUGCGCUCAGUCUUGGUGGAUGGCUCAGUGACGUUCCCAUUGAUCUAAGCGAGUCCAAGUUAGACAGCCUUCACCCCCAGUGGAUUGGUGCAUGGUGGAUCGGAUACCUGAUCAUUGGAUGUGCAGCCCUCUUUCUUGCUGUACCCUUAGGCUGCUUUCCAAGGCACAUGAAGAAAUCAACAGUUAAAGAUAUCGACACGACCAAGUCACUGAAAAAGGAUAUAGUGGACAUGCCAAGGUCCAUAUUACGGAUAUUGAAGAACCCAGUAGUCGCCUGUCUUCUCUUUGGGAACGCCAGUGCUUUGUUUUUUGUUGGAGGCUAUUUCAGCUUUGCUCCAAAAUACAUCGAGACACAGUUUGCAAGGACGGCAGCUGAGGCGAACUUCAUAUUGAGUAUUCUAGAGCUGAUGUGGGCGUUAGUGGGCACCCUUCUUGGAGGCAUAAUCACUAGCAGAUUCCGGCUUACCAGCAUUGGAUGCAUGAAGCUCACGACCAUACUGGUCUUCAGUGCAACUGUCCUCUGUUCUCUCACAUUGGUCUUUGGUUGCGACGAACAGAACAUCAAAGGUCUAGGUGACAGCAGAAAUCCCAUCGGAAACGACACUGUUUGCAACUGUGAUGCAACGGAGUACAUGCCCCUGUGCGGAGUUGAUGGAGUGACAUAUAUCAAUCCCUGUAUGGCUGGAUGCAAGUCUCAGAACGGUACAACAUACAUGGGGUGCAGCGAGAUUCCUGGUAACGAAGGCACAGUGGGCAAAUGCCCAAUAGAUUGUCCCUACCUUUAUCCCUACGUCAUCGUUGACCUGGUGUCCGGCCUGGCGGCGACAAUUUCCUUAGUCCCUGUCAUGCUGACACUAAUGAGAACAGUGCACCCGAGGGACAAAUCCAUGGCUGUGGCUAUAUCGUCUUUCCUAAGUAGUUUUGUCGGUUAUCUUCCAUCACCUAUUGUUUAUGGAAAGGCCAUUGACAUCACGUGCACUCUCUGGGAAACAACGUGUGGUGAGGUCGGCGCAUGCGCAGUAUAUGAUAUCCCAAGACUACGAUAUCAUGUGAAAGGGAUGGACACAGGAUUUCAAGUACUAUCGUCAGUUGGCUUCUUUGCAGCUUUCCUUUUACUGAGAAAUGGGGUCGUUAAGGAGUAUUCCGACUCAGAUGCACCACAAACCCAACCUAAAGAAGCAGAAGAUACUGAGAAACGUGAUGUUCAGAUUACACGGUUAUAAAGAUCCUUCCAGACGGAAACGAAACUGUGUUCCUUUGGGGCGUUUAUGGAAUGAAUAUGCUGAUUACUCCAAUAACUAAAAAUGGACCAAAUACAAAGACAGCAGUAUUCCUGUAGACUGUAUAAAUAUAACACUCUUCAGCUACAUAGGUUAAAACAUCAAGCCACUCUUUAAGGAAAUUCUAAAAGGAGAGAAUAUACGUAGUAGUCAUUAAUGUA
Haliotis rubra (blacklip abalone) is the source of this 2425-nucleotide messenger RNA. RefSeq names its product solute carrier organic anion transporter family member 5A1-like. The transcript is spliced from 10 exons. Gene Ontology annotation, biological process: transmembrane transport; sodium-independent organic anion transport. The record is from RefSeq and is a predicted model, not a curated record. Lineage: Eukaryota; Metazoa; Mollusca; Gastropoda; Lepetellida; Haliotidae. Gene Ontology annotation, molecular function: protein binding. Bases 339 to 2207 code for a protein of 622 amino acids. Gene Ontology annotation, cellular component: membrane.